CGUCCACCAAGUUCCCCCGCUCGCUGAUUCCCUUUUCUAAUAGUAUGACUAUAAUCUCAAACGAUCCCAGUUGGUGGCCAACCAUCUACUCGACUAUUUUUUACAGCUAUUUUGUAGUUAUUGCCUGUGCUGUGGUAAUAUACGAUUGGGGACUUAUGUUCGGACAAGAGGUGGAACUAAUCUGGAGGCAACGCUGGUCUAUAAUGACAGUUUUGUAUCUUGUUGCACGAUAUGUUGCAAUAGCAUUCUCUAUAAUUAACAUGUUGAUCAGUCUUCCAACGGUUGCGAAGACAGGUGAAGUGAGCCGUAUGAUGAUUGACGUAAUUGAUUGGAUGAAUGAGGCUGUAGAAGUAAUACUGAGCGUCAUCGCGAUUGCUCGGUUGUAUGCUAUGUAUCAGGGAUCCAGAAAGGUGCUGAUAUUUCUCGUUGUCACCUUCCUGGCCAUCAGAAUUCCCAUCGAAGUGAUGGGCGCAAUGGUGACGAAGCAGGUCACAGGGGAGGAAUACAUUCUUUCCGGCAUAUAUAGGUGCAGAAUUGGCUACCCAGGAAAUUCUAUAUUUCUGGGUUCCAUGACUUGGAUACUUGCUACUGUAUGGGAGGUUCUUACUCUGUGUCUUGCGAUCUGGAUUGCUGUGAAGCACCUCCGUGAAAUCCGAACACGCUCAACAGGAGGUAUUAUCGGAGACUGUUUCACGGUGUUAAUGCAAACUCACAUGAGUUACUUUGCAAGUUUUUUGGCUGUCUCUUCCGUCCAGAUCAGUUUGCUCUUUCCACAAUUCUUAUCGCACGUAAGUUCCCAGGACAUCCAGAUUUAUAUUUGUCUCGUUCAAAUCUUCCACACGGUGCAGCUAUCUGUGCUGGGACCACGCCUCAUCCUUAGCGUUCGAGAAUACCACGCUAAGCUCGUGGCCUGCUCUGAUACAGCAACCGAUAUGCCUUAAAUUGCUUUUGAGGAACGCGUCUAUGUGGAAACUAGUAAUAGUGUGUAGUACGGGAGAAGCUUGAUGUGAUUGACAAUCAGCAGGCCGUCUGUAGGGAGUGGUUUUUGUUUUUAUAUAUUCCAAGUUUUGUCGUGGUGCUUGCUUGAGUUGUUUG
Molecule: messenger RNA, 1095 nt
Organism: Suillus bovinus
Lineage: Eukaryota; Fungi; Basidiomycota; Agaricomycetes; Boletales; Suillaceae
Exons: 13
Coding region: 45-941 (298 amino acids)
Source: RefSeq, a predicted model, not a curated record